CAUUUAAGGUGCUCGCAAGACGGUAUGCCGCAGGCGCAUCACUACAUACACGCCGGCGGGCCGCAGUACGCGCCACCCGUUCUUCGUGCCCCGUCCCCGUCCAGUUCGGUCGACACGAAAUACGGGCCGGACGAGACGUCGCUCUCGGACACCGGACUUGAGCAGGACGCAUUCGAGCAGAAAGUCGAGGACCAGCUGCACCCUCAGCCUCCGCCCACGGCAGAUCCCAAUGCGUGGGCCCCGCGGCUGCCCCGCCCAAAGACGGCCGUGGAAGAGAGAGGUGCAUAGCAGUCUGAGCAACAAAAGUGGCACGAAUAACUUACCCCGCGAUGCAGCUAUAUACGAGUGGGUCAUGAGAGAUCUCCGCAAGAGGGUCGCCCAGCUGGAAGAGGACGAGCUCGUCGAACAGACCAUGCUCCGCGGGACGCAGAUCGGCGAGGAGCAGCUACCCUCCUCCAAUGAUAUCAACGCCAUCCUGCAGAGCCUUAUGGGAUCGGGCUCUGGCUCCCGCCAAUCUACCCCGGCCCAGCCCACCAUACAGCCAGAUCUCACGUAUCCUUGGGGCGCGAAUUUUGGACAGGCCGCGCACACCGAACUGGGUGGCACAGAUUCGACUGCAACCGCAAUGGAGAAACGGAUGGCAAGGACAAGAACUCUAAGGUAGCGGUUAUUGUGUAUGAUAUAAUGAUACAUAUAGCAUCGACUGUGGACCUGUACAAAACGAUCGCAAUCCGCGGCGCAUAAAUACCCUACUGUAGAAUACAAGAUACACUGUUUGAUC
Postia placenta MAD-698-R-SB12 is the source of this 781-nucleotide messenger RNA. RefSeq lists its product as hypothetical. NCBI's taxonomy places the organism in Eukaryota, Fungi, Basidiomycota, Agaricomycetes, Polyporales, Adustoporiaceae. The record is from RefSeq and is a predicted model, not a curated record. The coding region runs from base 25 to 288 and encodes 87 amino acids. The transcript has a single exon.